AUGCACUUCGUGGUCGCUUCGAGUGGGAAGAUGAGCAACCUUGAGUCGGGGAGGUCUGACGACGGUUGGGACUGGAAGGCCGGCAAGAUUACCGCCGAGCUCCCCGCCAUCAUCACGAAGCUCCCGGCGAACAUGGAGACUUGCAAAGUCAAGCUCGUGAAGGUCGAGGGGACCGUCGCAACGCUUGACUGGUCGGUCUUUGACAUCAUCCUCUGGUCAAGCCCUGAGGAGCCGGACAGAUUCUUUCCGCGAGUCUUGGUCGUGGGCGAGGACGGCCUGCUCGAGGACCCCUCACUACCAAGAAAUUGGGAGCAUGCAACCUUUCAGUUGGAGCUGUCGUCAAGUGUUGUUCCCAACCUCGUCGAGACUAAGCUGGUGACCUACAGGAUCCCAGAUGCUCAGCCUCUGCGGAGAAGCAAACGCCUCAAGAGUCAAGGCAGAGCACGGGUACCCGUCGUUCCAUCCGCGACAAAUAAACCGGCACCUGCGCAGACCGAAAACCGACAAAAGCUGACCUCUGUGAUCUGGCAGCAUGGGGAAUCGUCCAGGGUGGGGACUGAACGUUACUGGACGUAUUUUUAUUCGGAUUGUUCUCAGGCGGUGAGGAAGUUCGGGGACCGUACGGAUGGAAGACGUGGGGGAAAAUACGAAAGGGUCGAUAUCCCAUAUGAGAACGUGAAAGCAUGA
Messenger RNA from Tricharina praecox, 687 nucleotides. RefSeq lists its product as uncharacterized. Bases 1 to 687 code for a protein of 228 amino acids. NCBI's taxonomy places the organism in Eukaryota, Fungi, Ascomycota, Pezizomycetes, Pezizales, Pyronemataceae. The record is from RefSeq and is a predicted model, not a curated record. The transcript is spliced from 4 exons.